Molecule: messenger RNA, 518 nt
Organism: Sphaeramia orbicularis (orbiculate cardinalfish)
Lineage: Eukaryota; Metazoa; Chordata; Actinopteri; Kurtiformes; Apogonidae
Product: LYR motif-containing protein 4B
Exons: 3
Coding region: 40-297 (85 amino acids)
Biological process (GO): iron-sulfur cluster assembly
Cellular component (GO): L-cysteine desulfurase complex; mitochondrion
Source: RefSeq, a predicted model, not a curated record
UUUUGGCGUUUGCGGAGCAGCGGUGGCGUUGUUAGCAACAUGAUGGCGGCGUCCUCACGGGCACAGGUGAUUUCUCUGUACAGGUGUUUACUGAGGGAGAGCAGCAAGUUCGCGUCGUACAACUACAGGACGUACGCGCUGCGGCGAGUGCGUGAUGCCUUCAGGGCCCAUCGGACAGAAGAUGACCCUCGGACGGUGCAGCAGCUGAUGGAGGAGGGUCGACAGGCGCUGGGGCUGAUCCAGAGACAGGUCGCCAUCGGGCAGAUGUACGCCGCCCAGAGGACCGUGGUGGAGUAAAGAUGAAGGCCGGGUGGGCGGGGCUAGAGGAGCGACAGCCAGACACCGGAGCCAAUCACUGCCCCCGACGUCAGCACCGACCAAUCGGCUUCCUCUCUGAUGUUUGAUGGACAGGUGUCACUGGGUGGAGGUGGAGGUGCAUCAUGGGAGAUGAAUUGGCUUUUUGUUCAGUCUGUGCUUUAUUCACUUCACUUUUAUCUAGAAAAAGAAAAUGAUUUUUU